Messenger RNA from Caenorhabditis angaria, 4028 nucleotides. The record is from the annotation of a GenBank genome assembly. NCBI's taxonomy places the organism in Eukaryota, Metazoa, Nematoda, Chromadorea, Rhabditida, Rhabditidae.
AUGUUCGGACUCAUUUUCAUCAAAUUUUCAGCCGAAAAUCCAAUUUUCCCCAAAAUUCCCCCAAAACAUCCAAAUUUUCCAGGCAAGACCUCGAAACUUCACGAAGGUUCAGCCGGCGAAUGGUUCAUCAACACGGCGUUUGCCGGUCUCCGCCGCUGGGAUGCCCAAUAUUUUCUGUUCAUCGUUGACAAUGAUUAUUUGCUCGAAAAAUGUCUGGCAUUUUUUCCGGGAUUUGUGAUGGUUAUCAGGUGGGAUUUUGGGGGAUUUCCAUGAUUUUUGGUUUAAAAUUGACCCAAAAUUCGAUUUUCUGGCUCAAAAAUGACCCAAAAUUCGAUUUUCUGGCUCAAAAAUGACCCAAAAUUCGAUUUUCUGGCUCAAAAUUGAUUCAAUAUGUUUUCCAGAAUCUUCCGAAUGGCUGGCGAUCUUUGGUUGAAGGGAUUAUUCGGAAUUUCUCUCGAUCCCUACGUUGUUACCGGAUUUUUGGCCGUCGGGUUUAAUAUGGUGCGUUUUUUGGGAUUCUGGGAGUCUAGAGAGCUGAAAAUUUGAAUUCUGGGUGAUUUUUGGAUGCUGGAUGUGCAAAAUCUGGGUUCUUAAGCCAAAAAUUUGAAUUCUGGAUCAUUUUUUGACUAAAGUUGGGUUUAAGGCCCAUUUUGGGACCUUCGAGCCCUAGAAAUCUAGUUUUGGAGUCGAUUUUUGACUCCUAGAUCGAAAAAUUGGGUUUCUAGGCUCUCUGGACUUGAAAAUCGAAUUUUAGGCCAAAUUUCAACCCGAGAAACUUGAAAUUCUGGAUUCUAGGGCUUCCAAGCCUAAAAUCAAGGUUUCCGGACCUUAUUCAGGCCUGCGGGCUCAAAAUUUUGGAUUUCUAGACCAAUCUAAGCUUCGAAGUCGGAUUUCUCAUCAUAAAAUCAGCCUAGAAAUCAGAUUUCGGGGCCGCCUAGGCCUGAAAAAUUGAGCUAAGGGCCUCCGGGCUCAAAAAUCUGCCCCUCACAAUGUUAUUUUCUGAAUUUUCAGCUCUUCUUCUAUCUCACUGGUCUCGUCUUGUUCAUUUUAACAUAUCAAAUUUGUCGAUCAGUGAAGAUUGGAAUGUUGGCCGUAUCGAUUUUCGCCUACAAUCCGGCUUCGAUUUUUUUCAGUGCCGCCUAUUCGGAAUCGGUGAGUUUUUUUUUUGGCUGGAAUUUUUCUGAAAUCCAAAAAAAAAUCUGAAAACUCUUUUUUUCAAUCAAAAUUUUUGUAAAAAUCUGAAAGUUUAAAUUUUUUCAAAUUCGUUUUUGAACUGAAAAAUUCACUGUUUCAAGAAUUUUAUAAUAAAAAUUGAGAAAAUUUGAAAACAUUAAAAUUUUGAUUUUUUCAAUAAGUUUAAAUUUUAUCAAACAAAAAUUAACUGAAAAAUCUGAAUUUCACAGUCUGAAAUUUUAUUUUCAAAAAAUAUCUGAAAUUCUUUUUUCAAUCAAGAUUUUUGUAGAAAUCUGAAAAUUUCAAUUCAAAAUUAUGAAAUUCAAAAAAAUUUAAAAAUUUCAAAUUUUCUUGCUUAAAUUAACUGAAAAAUCUGAAAUUUACAGCCCGAAAUUUUAUUAUUUUGAACAAAAUCUGAAAAUCUUUUUUCAAUCAGGAUUUUUGUAAAAAUCUGAAAAUUUCAAUUUUUAACACAAAUUUAUCUGAAAAUCUGAAAAUCUUUUUUUUUUCAAACAAAAGUUCAAUACUUCAUUUCAAAUCCACAGUAAUCCUUGACUCCUCAACACUUUCCCUUGGCUGAAAUACAGUGUAGGCAACUUGCGGUUCCAAUUGAUUUUCGAUUUUCAAAAAACGCGUCAGAAUGAAAAAUGAGAACGGGAUGAAUAGGUUGAACUGGAUGUCUUGGGUGAAAAAACCUUGCCAGUAAUUUUUCUCUUCAAAUUUUUUGUGGCUCAUUAUUUCGCAGAACUGAAAAAACUCGUUGAACUGAUCAAAAUGCUAUAAAAAUGAGCUCCAGAACUUUAAGGGGAGCCCCAACGUUUCCAAUUUAGAGGUCGCGGGUUCGAGCCCACCCGGGAACUAUUUUUUUUACAAUUUUGAACUUUAAAAAAAAUUCAAAAAAAAAAAUUGAUAGCCCUGAAGGGGAUUCGAACCUGCGACCUCUAAAUUAGUAACACACAUAGAAAAUAAUGAAUUUUGAUUCAAAAAAUCGAUAAUUUCAGAGUUUUCCAGUUUCAAAAUAUUGAUUUUGAUUCAUCAUUAGAGCAGAUUCAAUUCACUGAAUUGAAAAAUCUUUGAUACUUAAUUAUAUCCAAAUUUUGAAACGUAUUUUUUUCGGGUUUUGAUUUUUUGUAUAGAAAAACAUUUUUAAAUAAAAAAAAGUCACCUAACGGAUUUGAACCCGUGACCUCUAGAUUAGAAACUAAAAUACCACAGGUGGUGGGAGAAAGUUGAAAAAUUGGUGCAUUUUUGGCCAAAAAACUUUUAAGUCAAAUUUUGGCCAAUUUUCGACCAAUUUUUGAUCAAAUCACUGUUUUGGCCAGAUUUUGGUCAGAAAAUGGUCAAAAAAUUGGUCAGAAUUUGGCCAAAAAUUGACCAAAAUUCACGAUUCGACCGAAUUUUGGUCAAUUUUUGACCAAAAAACGAAUUGGUGCAUUUUUUCUCAAAGUGUACUUACCGUAAAUCCAACACUGAUCACAAAAAACUGUGAAAUAAUAUUGUACUCUUCCCACUUCUCCUCCAAAUUUUGCAAUUUCUGAUUAAUUAUCAAAAAAUACCCGAAAACCAUUGAGAUGGAAACUAAAGGUACCCAAGAAUAAGAUUGAAUUGCUGCGCACAGAAAAAUCGCCGCAAGCCAAACCAAACUUCGCCAGAAGGUCUUCUCAAUGAUGAAAAGAUAGCGACGAUUUCCGAAUCGCCAAAAAUAUCUCGAAAUUAUCGAGUGCCCUAGGAAUAGCGCGGUUGAGAGCUUGCAGAAGGGCUCGGCGAUUUUGCGCAGAGCAAAAUGGAUAUAGGCCAAGCCGCCGGCGACAAAAACUAGGCCCAUAUUUUUCUCUUUAUAAUUUUCGGUCUCGCCUACGAUUGUCAAGAGAAUUCUCAAAAUAUUGCUCAGAACACUGAUCAGCGUGAAAAUUGCGGUUAAGAUGAGCAAUGUUUUUUGGAAUUUGUCGAUUUUUAGGCGGAGCAGAGUGGUUUUAUAAUAUUGAUGGUAGAGAAAUGUGUGAAGUGCGAAAGUUGUAUAGAUUAGGAUUUGGAGAAUUAUGAAGGCGAUUGUUGUAUAAGUUUCAGAAUUCAUUGAAAAUUUCAGAUUUUUCGCUGAAAAUAAAAAUAAUGUUGAAGUUUUAGGUUGAGCAAAAACAAAAUUUUUAAUUAUAUGUAAUUAAAUUUUUGAGCAACUACGGUAUUUUUGGGUAAUUAGGGGGUUUGGGAAGUUUAUUUUAACUCGAUUGGAAAUUUUGAAAAAUCUGAAAAUUUCUCUGAAAAUCUUAAAUUAUUGGAAACAUGAGAAAUUUUGAAAUUUGAAAAAAUGAAAAAAAUAGAGAAGGAAGUUUAUAUGAAAAUCUUUAAAUUCCAGCUUUUUUGGCAAAAAAUAUCUGAAAAAUCUGGAAAAUUGUCUGAAAUUAUUUUUUUUGGCCAAAAUUAUCUUGAAAUUUCAGUUUCAUUCUGAAAAUUUCAGCAUUAUCUGAGAAUUCAAGUUUUUUCUGGAAAAAAAGUUCAUGUUUCUGAAAAUUUAAUUUGAAAUUUUGAAAUUCAAAAAAAAUCUAAAAAGAUCUGGAAAUUCACUUGAAAUUUUUCUGGCAAAAAGUUUUUGAAAUUUAAAAUCUGGAAAACCACCAAAUUUAAGAAUUUCUAGUGAAAAUUUAUCCGAAAAAUCUGAAAUUUCACCUGAAAUUAAACCCCCCCCCCCCAAAAUCCCAUUUAAAAAAAUCAAAACAUAUUUCCAGCUCUACUCACUCACCACAUUUGCUCCGCUGCUCUUCAUUCUGUUAGCCGUUCGAUUGGACAAUGUUUUGGCACGGAGUUUUGGUGUUCUUAUGUCGGUGGUGUUUUUUGCGGGCGGAGUUUUGAUAAGGUGA